Molecule: messenger RNA, 294 nt
Organism: Parascedosporium putredinis
Lineage: Eukaryota; Fungi; Ascomycota; Sordariomycetes; Microascales; Microascaceae
Source: the annotation of a GenBank genome assembly
AUGCCCAAGUUCAUGCUCCAGGUCCGCUCCAACCAGGACACCGACCUCGUCGAUGCCGGUAUCCUCCUCUCCGGUAACGCUCUGUAUCCCUCUUCCCAGGGCGCCCGCGUCAGCUUCGCUGGCGGCAAGCCGGCCACCACUCAGGGUCCUUUUCCCACCGACAGCGUUAUUUCGGGCUACUGGAUCAUCCAGACCAACGACCUCCAGGAGGCCCUCGACUGGGCCAGCAAGGCUCCUUUGAAGGACGGAGCUGCCGUGGAGGUCCGCCAGAUCUUGGGCGCCGACGACUUUUAG